UUCUCUCUCGUUCUCUCUCUCUCUCUCUCUCUCUCUCUCUCUCUCUCUCUCUUCUCCUCCUCCUCUCUCUCUUCACACACAAAUAGCCUGCACUCUCGCUCACUCAAACACACACUCUCUUUUGCCCAUUCUCUCUAUCUUCCUACUUGGUCGAGCUCAAAAGAAGGGGACAUGACAGAAUGACAGGAGAUGGAUGUUUCAACAAGAUGUAGGGUGAAAUGUGAAAUUAGCAACUCAUAUUCCUCGCCCCUGUGUUAAACGACAACCGUCGGGAACCAGGCGUAAUUGUUAAACAGAAUGAAUUAAUAAGAGCGGCGUCUAUUAACAAGGUGGACUCCAAUGAAGUUGUAGAAACAUCUUAAGGAUGAUCAAUGGAAACAAGAUGCACGCUUGACUCCUUCUAGAAGCCCCAAUGGAGCAGGAUGUGGAAAGUCCGGCAGUCACCACCCGAAAGCCCAAGCUCCCCAAGCAGGCUCGCAAGGACCUGCCCAAGCAGCUGGUAGACCAGGUGCGGGCAAAGAGGAAGAUCCAGAGGUACGUCCGUAAGGACGGCAAAUGUAAUGUCCACCAUGGCAACGUCCAGGAGACCUAUCGCUACCUGACGGACAUCUUCACCACACUGGUGGACCUCAAGUGGAGGUUCAACCUCUUCAUCUUUGUCUUGGUGUACACAGUGACGUGGCUCUUAUUUGGCUUCGCAUGGUGGCUCAUCGCCUAUGUCCGUGGCGACCUGGAACACAUAGGGGACAACCAGUGGACUCCCUGUGUCAAUAAUCUCAACGGUUUUGUCUCAGCCUUUCUCUUCUCCAUAGAGACAGAGACAACCAUAGGGUACGGCUAUAGGGUUAUAACAGACCAAUGCCCAGAGGGGAUCCUUCUGCUGUUGAUUCAGUCGGUGCUGGGGUCCAUAGUUAAUGCCUUCAUGGUGGGCUGCAUGUUUGUCAAGAUCUCGCAGCCCAAGAAGCGAGCAGAAACAUUAGUGUUCUCCACCAGCGCUGUCAUCUCCGUAAGGGAUGGCCGGCUGUGUCUGAUGUUCAGGGUAGGGGACCUUCGGAACUCGCACAUCGUGGAGGCCUCAAUCAGGGCCAAGCUGAUCAAGUCCAAGCAGACCAAGGAAGGGGAGUUCAUACCCCUCAACCAGACAGACAUGAAUGUGGGUUAUGACACGGGGGAUGACAGGCUCUUCCUGGUGUCCCCGCUCAUCAUCUGCCAUGAAAUCAAUCAGAACAGCCCCUUCUGGGAGAUCUCCCAGGCCGACCUUGACAAAGAGGACCUGGAGAUUGUGGUCAUUCUGGAGGGCAUGGUGGAGGCUACAGGGAUGACGUGCCAGGCCAGGAGCUCGUACGUGACUAGCGAGAUCAAGUGGGGCUACCGCUUCAUGCCCGUGCUCACACUGGAGGAUGGCUUCUACGAGGUGGACUACAACAGCUUCCACGACAUCCAUGAGACCAACACACCCAGCUGCAGUGCCAGAGAGCUGACCGAGAUGAAUUGCCGUGCCCGCCUGCCCCUUACCUGGUCCGUGGCCAGCAAGCUCAGCCAGCAGGGGGUGCUGGAACCUGAAGGCCGCGAGAAGAAGAGUACUACUACCCGGGUAACCCAGGAGGAGGGGCUGGAGGAGCAGACAGAGAGGAAUGGUGACAUUGCUAACAUAGAGAGCGAGUCCAAAGUGUAAAGGGGAGCCAGAGAACCUAGGGCCAGGGGGGCUGUGUGAACCGUACUGUGGCAUCUCUUCUCAUGACUGGCUGACCAGGUGAGCUGGUCCCAGGUUAGAGGUCAGGGGUCAAGGCCAGGGUAGAAAAGGGGACGGUCUAGCCCGAGGAGCCCUGCAACAAGGACAGCUUAGGCCCUCAUCGGGUCAUUUACCCUCCAAAGAUAGCUGGUAAACGACAAUGGCUGGACGGGAAAUCUCUGCGGGCAAUUGCAUGUUUUGAAAACUUUUUGGUUUUUCUUCAAAAUACAAAUUCCUAUUAUUAUUAUACAUUUUUCAUUCAAAGAUUAAAACCUAUAUAAAAGUAUAUAUUCUAGGGCAUUUGCAUUUGUAUUUUUUGUAUGUAAUAUUUGUUUUGUUGCUGAAGUGUGAAUAUUUGACAGGAAGAUGUUUGAUACUGAUUCAUUUAGACCAGGUCUGUACAUAUUCUAUGCCUUAUGUACGAAGAUUUCUUUACAUUAGGGGUUUUCAGAAAUAUAUAAGCAUGUACAAAAACUGUAGUUAAUUUAUUCUAUAUUGUGUACAUAAGAGAAUAAUAUUGAUUGUAAUAGGCAAGACAAAAUAACUCUUAACAAUUCUGUAUGCAAGCCCUAUAGACUAUUAGACCAACAGCAUCCUCACAUCCUUGCCCACUUGGCAGAGAUGUGUUAGACCCUGACUGUGCAUGUCCACUAAACAUACCACCAAGAGGUAGUGGGAACUGUCGCCCAUGACCCUCGAGUAUCAUCAGUCCAAGUCUCCCCUCCUUGAAGACCUUUUUGUGCUCAUAGGAUAGGCUUGAUGCAAUACCCUUUAAGUUGGGAAUGGAAGCUGGAAGGGAGAAUGAACUGAAGGGAGUUGAACUAAGUUGCCCUUCGGAACCAAGGUGAUGUCUGUGUGACCGUUUUCUCUCCAUUUGUUUUGGCAGUAUUUCUGUUUUGGUCAUAUAACUAAACAUUAAUAUCAACAUAUACCCAAAUACUACUUUCAAAUAUGAUUUAGGAAAUUCUUCAUAAGAAGAUGACAUGGUAAAUAACAUGUUGGGAAUACAGGGCUUUCACAUGACAUCAUCGCUGGAGAGUGUGGUGGAAUCUCAGUCUUAUAUGGUAGUACUGUACCUCACAGUAAGGAGGAGGAAAAUGACAGGAAGGAAGUACAUGCUCAUUUGUUCAGUAGUUGUCUGGCCACGAAUCAAAGCUCCGUUAUGAAAGACUGACCAUCAGAGGCUGUCGAUGUACAUUGUUAGAGCGUAAUAUUCCCUUACGGAUGCCUAUUAUCUGAAACCCAGUAUUAUUGUAAUGGUGUCUGUAACCAGCCAGGCCAGACAUGAAUGUAGGCAACUGUGUCAGCUGAAGAUAUGGAGGUUGCCAUGGGGAUGAGGUGGUCUUGUUAUGCUACAGACCACAGGCCAGAGUGAGUGUGGUGGAUAGCCACCCAGUGGAAAGUUCCAUGCAGGCCCUCUAGUUACUGGCACUGUUGGGGUUUCAUGAUAUAAUGAUGGUAUUGCCUAGGGUCUCACUGAAAGAGGCAAUGUAAACAUAGGUCUUGGAGGGGAAAGGGGCGUCUCUAUGGACACAGGCAAUGCUUUCAUGGACAAUGCUUUCAAUAAAGCUCCUAUCGUCGCUGACGAACAUGCUCACUUUUCUAAUAUAGGAAAGGCUUCAGUCUUUCAGUGUGUCUCUGAGGUGAAUCCCCCUGUCGUGUUUGGCCCAUAGCGGACAGAUGAAAGCACACUGGGACUAUGUAAAGAAACCAUGUGAGGGGAAGUUGGAGAACAGCAUUCAGGCCUACUCCGACAACUUUAACAAAGUGCAGAUAGAGGCUGUUAUUCUUCUUCUUUUCACAUAUUUUGCCCACUUUAUUUCUGCUGCAGAACUACUUUUCUAAAAGCAAUUAUUUGUGUUUCUGACAAAAUGUUUGAUUUGAAAACGAGCAGUGUAAUAUGACCUAACAAUGUUAUCACUUUACAACAGUGUGAAAUGUCUUUACUGCGGAACGUUUUAGCUCUGCUUGUCAAUGAUAGCACACUUGUGUCAAUGAAGAACAUUUGGAAACACUUUACAUUAAGUUGCCCUUAUAUGAUGCACUUAGUCUAUAGCUAUUUCAAUUGUUUUUAAUUGUGAUCCAUAUUUGUUACAGGUGUAGUUACUGUGUAGUUAUUGGUAAUUACUCUGAUGUUAUAAAAAGGGUAGAUAUUUCAGCUAUGUGGUAUUUAAGCAGCUUAAUGUAAAGUGUUUGACAUGCAGGCAUCAACAUGCAGUUCAUUUGACUUCUGUCCGUCUCUGAACAAAGGCUGAACUAAACAGACAUGUUUAUUAUAUCGACUCCUUUAUUUGACUGUAUUUGUUAAUUUGCCAUUUUAAUACCAAUCAUGGUUGUAUUAAGUUGUAACUUUAACAUGAUUACAUUCCAACAUACUGGUUCAUAAAUCAACUUCAACAAUACUUUAACCAAUACUUAUCUCACUGUCUUUUAUUGAUAAAAAUCGUAUUCUA
Molecule: messenger RNA, 4185 nt
Organism: Salvelinus fontinalis (brook trout)
Lineage: Eukaryota; Metazoa; Chordata; Actinopteri; Salmoniformes; Salmonidae
Product: G protein-activated inward rectifier potassium channel 2-like
Exons: 4
Coding region: 413-1675 (420 amino acids)
Biological process (GO): regulation of monoatomic ion transmembrane transport; potassium ion import across plasma membrane
Cellular component (GO): plasma membrane
Molecular function (GO): G-protein activated inward rectifier potassium channel activity
Source: RefSeq, a predicted model, not a curated record